This is a messenger RNA of Aspergillus sclerotioniger CBS 115572, 1158 nucleotides long. RefSeq lists its product as uncharacterized. Lineage: Eukaryota; Fungi; Ascomycota; Eurotiomycetes; Eurotiales; Aspergillaceae. The record is from RefSeq and is a predicted model, not a curated record. The coding region runs from base 1 to 1158 and encodes 385 amino acids. The transcript is spliced from 5 exons.
AUGACUGUCAACCGGAAUGUUGCUGUCAAGGCACUCCCUCCGUCUUUCUUCGCCCUGAGCCUGAUCACGGUACUCCUGCGAUGCUACGUCCGAAUGCGAGUCACCAGGGCGUUUGGAUGGGAUGAUGGGAUGAUGAUUAUUGCUCUGAUAUUUUAUGGCAUGUUCUGUGGGUGUAUGGUUACCGGUGGCGUCUACGGCACUGGGAUGCACUUCGAUCAAUUGACUACAAGCCACCGAGUCAAGGCCAUGAUGUUCUGGUGGCUUUGCGAGAUCGGAUACUGCGUCUCAUCUAUUUUCUGUAAAUGUUCGAUCUGCAUCUUCCUCGCCCGUAUUACCGUCAAGCGUCCACAUCUGGUAUUCCUAUACAUUAUCAUGACGCUCACCGUGCUGAUGGGCCUCGUCCUAAUGUUCGGGCUGUUAUUUCAAUGUCGACCUGUGACCUAUUUCUGGACCAGAGUGGCAUUUGAUCCCACCAUCCAGGGGACUUGCGUCAUCACCGAAGUGGUCGAAGCUCUGACCUACGCCUACAGUGCGGUGGCCGCCGUCUGCGACUUGGCUGUCGGCAUUGUUCCUUUCUUUAUCAUAUGGGGGUUGAAUAUGCCCUUCCGGCGCAAGGUGGCUGCGGUAGCGAUUUGCAGUAUUAGUUGCAUUGCAUGUUCAGCAGUGAUCAUUCGCUUCCCCUUUGUACGCACCUUUGCAGACAUGGAUUUCUUGUACAAAACCUACGAGAUCGCCGUGUGGUCGAAUGUGGAAGUGGGCCUGGGAAUCUUCGCCGGCAGUCUUGCGACCUUGCAUCCUUUACUCCGACACAUUCGCAGCAGCUGGACACAAGGUCGACUGAAGAGACUGACGUCGCGGGAUACAUCGGAGCAAGUCACCCCGCCGGUGGACUUUGUAUCUGUGUCGGACUAUCCCUCGCCGUCGGUUGAGAUCUUCCGACCGGGAAAUGUCAUGAAUAUCACGACGACUGUGCAGCGUGAGGAAUUAGGCCUAGGGAUUGGAGAGGGAAGCCAACUGUCCACUCGAGGCAGCUGUGAUACCGAUAUGCGGGCCAAUGAUAUUCUGGUGCAACAGACAUUCCAGAUAAACACAGGUCGACCGUCCAGAGAUUGGGAUCCUUGGACGAACACCAGUGAAGCAGGAGAUGACCAUGUGUGA